AUGGCUUCUGUAGCUCGUUUCUUGAAGGCGGUGGCUUUGUGGCUGUGCCUCUGCGCCGGCCGAGCGUUCGUUGCGCUACCAACAGCAGCACCUCGUGGGGUCGCAAGACGAGCGGUGACGGGCGAUGCAGCACGGAGUCAACAGCCCGUGGGCUGUUGCGGGUUGACACAGCAGAGGGUUUCCCAGCGCUCUCGAUGGCUUAGCAUGUCGUCGGCAACGGAUCAGGACGUGUCUACGGGGGGGGGGACGGGAACGGGAGUGCAGACGAUCGUGAAGGAGAAGGUCAAGGAGAUGGUGGAGGUGGACAACAAGGAGGAGUUGGACAAGGAGCAGUGGUGGCGAGUAAUCCUCCACAACGACGAGAUUCACACGUUUGACUACGUCACGCAGUCCAUCACCAAGGUGGUGAAGAAGCUGACGAUGAAAAAAGCCUACGAGGUCACGAUGGAGACCCACAAGUCAGGGAAGGCGACGGUGACGCAGGCGUGGAAGAGCAAGUCGGAGAGCUACUGCUUGCAAUUACAACAGUGUGGGCUGACGGCGUCUAUCGCCCCCGACAGCAAGUUCGAGGGGGGCGGCGAAGGGGCGGGGGGUAAGUUUCGAUCGGCUUUAGAAAUGACCUGCAAAUAUCUCGCAAAGAUAGUUGGCGGAACGGUUCUGAGUUUUCCUCUCUACUAG
Ectocarpus siliculosus is the source of this 678-nucleotide messenger RNA. Lineage: Eukaryota; Phaeophyceae; Ectocarpales; Ectocarpaceae. The record is from the annotation of a GenBank genome assembly.